This is a messenger RNA of Salvelinus sp. IW2-2015, 959 nucleotides long. RefSeq names its product TRPM8 channel-associated factor homolog. Gene Ontology annotation, cellular component: plasma membrane. Lineage: Eukaryota; Metazoa; Chordata; Actinopteri; Salmoniformes; Salmonidae. Gene Ontology annotation, molecular function: transmembrane transporter binding. Gene Ontology annotation, biological process: positive regulation of protein targeting to membrane. The record is from RefSeq and is a predicted model, not a curated record.
GAGCUGACCCUCUCCCCCCCACACCCACAGGCUUCAUGCAUGCAGGCUACCCUAUCAUGAUACAUUCCUCCUCCGCCCCAGACCUGGUGAACCCUGUGGCAGCCCGCAGCUCGGGCCUGUGGGGAGCAAUCCACGAGCUGGGCCACAACCAGCAGAGACGAGUCUGGGAGUUCCCCUCACACACCACUGAGUGCACAUGUAACCUGUGGUCCGUGUACGUGCACGAGGAGGUGUUGGGGGUGAAACGGGAUCAGGCCCACCCCAACAUGACGCUGGCCAACCGACAGAGCCGUGCCGAGGGGUACGCUAAAGGGGGCAGGAAUCUGGCCAGCUGGGACAUGUGGGUGGCACUGGAGACCUACAUGCAGCUCCAGGACCAGUUUGGCUGGGACGCCUUCAAGAAGGUGUUUGCUGCCUACCACACCAUGCAGAACGUGCCCAAUGACAACCAGGGAAAGAUGAACCUGUAUGCUGAGACCUUCUCCCUGGCGGUCGAGAGGAACCUGGCUCCCUUCUUCAAGGCCUGGGGCUGGCCCAUUGAGCCCGCUACAGAGGAAAAGCUCUCUAACAUGKCGGUGUGGAGUGACCACCCUAUGACKCAGUAUGGCUGAACUAUAGAGGAGGUCACCCCCUUAUAUUGGGGGURACAGGUCAGGGAUUGCUGGUGAAGGGUAGGUACUGUUUGGUGACAGGUUAAGGUAAAGGAGUGGUGACUAGGAGUGUGUUGGCCUGGUGUAGAAAUGCUACUGCACGAAUCAUGGUUGCGUUUGUUGUGCAACGAAAUAAAUCAUUGUAACGGUUUUUGAAGUCGUCACAAAGGSCUGGCUGAGGAGAUUGGGGGUCUAUUGUUGYCUAUAAAUGCAGUUGUAUAUUCUAGUGCACUUCAGACGAGUCCUUGCAAGUGCCUUAUUUAUAAUAAGUUGGAUGUUUUACAAGGUCUUUCAUUCCAAAUGUAGUUA